Molecule: messenger RNA, 840 nt
Organism: Vigna radiata var. radiata (mung bean)
Lineage: Eukaryota; Viridiplantae; Streptophyta; Magnoliopsida; Fabales; Fabaceae
Exons: 1
Coding region: 1-840 (279 amino acids)
Source: RefSeq, a predicted model, not a curated record
AUGAAAAAGGUCUUUGAGAUGACAGAUCUUGGUCUUAUGACUUAUUUUUUGGGCAUGGAGAUCACUCAAAAGAAGAAUGAGAUUUUUAUCUGCCAGAAAAAAUAUGCAAAGGAGAUUCUAAAGAAAUCUCACCUUGGUGAAUGCAAACCAAUGAACACCCCAAUGAAUAAAAAAGAGAAGCUUAUCAAGGAGGAUGAAACAGAUAAAGUUGAUGAAGCUUAUUUUAGAAGCUUGAUUGGGUGUCUAAUGUAUCUUACAUCCACAAGGCCUGACAUCUUAUUCACAGUUAGCUUGCUGUCAACAUAUAUGCAUUGUGCUAGUGAAUUGCACUUGAAGGCAACAAAGAGAGUUGUAAGAUAUAUCAAAGGAACUGUCAAUUAUGGAGUUAAGUACUACAAGGUACAAAACUUUAAAUUAUUUGGUUUUUCUGACAAUGAUUGGGCUAGUAGCUUGGAUGAUAUGAAGAGUACUUCAGGGUACUGUUUUAGUAUGGGUUCAAGUGUUUUCUCUUGGUGUUCCAAGAAGCAAGAGGUUGUAGCUCAGUCAACAGUAGAAGCUGAGUUUAUUUUAGCUGUAGCAGCUGUAAAUCAAGUUAUUUGGUUGAGGAAUAUUUUAAUAGAUUUGGGUAUGAAGCAAGAUAAAUGCACAAAAGUUUUUGUUGAUAAUCAAGCAGCAAUUUCAAUCUCACAUAAUCCUAUAUUCAAUGGGAAGACCAAGCAUUUUAAUGUGAAGUUGUUUCACUUAAGAGAAGUUCAAGAAAGUGGCAAGGCAUUUUUAGUCUACUGCUGCACGAAAGACCAAGUUGUUGACAUAUUUACCAAAUCUUUUUCACUCAUUUAA